AUGAAGAAGCUCAAUAGAAAAGGCAAGGUGCACCCAUCAGCGGCAUCAUCAACCACCAUCGCUGACCAGUAUUUAACGUUACUCCCGGCAACUAUCCUAACCCUAGCUACAACUCUCUCACCUGAAGACAAACAAGUAUUGGCAUAUCUCCUCUCAUGCUCUGGCUGCACUAACACCACCACUGCUGAUCGCUUCAAUAAAACUACCGAGCAAAGUAGCGUUCGUGUUGAUGGUGGCGGCGGUGACCAUGCGCCUGUGUUUGAAUGCAACUGUUUUAGAUGUUACAUGAGUUUUUGGGCUCGUUGGGACACGUCACCGAACCGUCAACUUAUACAUGAGAUUAUAGAGGCCUAUGAGGAAGGAUUGGCUAAAGAAAAGAAGACUCUGAGGAGGAAGAAGAGGGGGAAUUCAAGGAAGGGAGUUUCUGAUGAGUCAAAAAAUGGUGACAAGGACGAGUGUGGUGAUUCAGGCUCGUCGCUGAAGGUGACUUCUGGUGUUGGGACUGAUGCCACUGCCGCCGCAGAGAACCUUGAUCUGGUUGGUGGUGGUGAAGACGGUGAUAAGGUGGAAUUGGAGAAAGGGUCUUUGAGAAAGAUUGUGAGCUUCCUCGGAGAAAGAAUUCUGGGAUUUUGGCAUAAGAAUUAG
This is a messenger RNA of Mangifera indica (mango), 645 nucleotides long. RefSeq lists its product as uncharacterized. Bases 1 to 645 code for a protein of 214 amino acids. The transcript has a single exon. NCBI's taxonomy places the organism in Eukaryota, Viridiplantae, Streptophyta, Magnoliopsida, Sapindales, Anacardiaceae. The record is from RefSeq and is a predicted model, not a curated record.